Heterobasidion irregulare TC 32-1 is the source of this 3472-nucleotide messenger RNA. RefSeq lists its product as uncharacterized. The coding region runs from base 502 to 2379 and encodes 625 amino acids. The record is from RefSeq and is a predicted model, not a curated record. The transcript has 17 exons. NCBI's taxonomy places the organism in Eukaryota, Fungi, Basidiomycota, Agaricomycetes, Russulales, Bondarzewiaceae. Gene Ontology annotation, biological process: carbohydrate metabolic process.
UCUUGGAAUCGGAUCUACUCCAAGUCUCCAAGUCUCCAAGCUUCGACUUUGCUUUUCGGGCAGGUUUGUUCUCGACAUCAGAUCCUAAUCUAGUUAAUUUCAUAGAAAACGUGUCGCUUACACGGAAAAUUCAGCGCCCAAAGCAAUCUAUCAAAGUGAAAUAAUCGUGUGAUGUCGGAGAGCAGAGCCUCUGAGCGUUGCUGGCUCUAUGACUACAUGACAUCGUCAAAGAACCCUUGAGCUUGCUUUUUCUUCCACGUUCAUCCUCCCAGUCUCCUUCCGCUUUGGGCGUCUGUUAGUCGCCAGGUUGCGACUAGUCCACUAGGCCAAUUAUCGACUCUCGCUUCACUCUGCUCCGUUCUUUUCGAGCGUUCCUUACGUCCUUAACGUUCUUGACGUCCUUGACCGCUGUGCGUCGACACCCUACAGUUUUAGUCCUUCUCUUUCGCAUCUUAGCGCUCUGGUUGUCGAACGUCGCCGGACGCUUCAAGUUGAUCGAUCAUGUUUGCGACCCUACUACUUCCUCAUGUCCUCGUAUCUGCCCUUCUGUUAUGUGUUCUGCCUUGCUUUUCCGCUCUCGCUUCGGCACAACAGACGUUUUUUCCUCCAGAGUGGCCUCUUGCCGUCCGAUCUCCAUAUCUCAGCAGCUGGGAGGCUGCAACGAAAGGAUCGCAACCUCCGUACAAUUGGCCAAAAACCUCUACUGAAGCAAUUCUGGGAUGGCAGGGGUUGGUGAAUAUAGAUGGCGUGUCGUAUAAUUGGUUGGGCGAUGACCUUGGAACUGGAAAUUCAACGAACCUGACAAACGUGUUGAUCACGCCUACGCGCACUGUGCUUUCCAUGACUGCUAAUACCGUGGAUUUCAACAUCACGUUCCUGAGUCCUAUCGAGGCGAGCAGUCCAAAUGAUUUCGUCCGACAAUCGAUACCGUUCUCAUACAUAUAUUUCGAGGCGACAUCACGAGAUGGCAACUCCCACAGUAUACAGGUUUAUUCUGAUAUCAGCGCGGAAUGGAGCUCGGGAAAUCGUAACGAUCAGGUCCAGUGGACCACGACCACGAACAACGCGAACAGCGUGUAUCAUUCUGUCAACCUGAUAUCGCAAACACAGUUUGAGGAGGAAUUUGGUCAGGCGGAGUGGGGCACGUUGUACUAUGGCAUCAAGCAGGGCUCUUCCAUAACGUACAGGACAUCCGACGCGAGUUCUAGAAACCUGUUCAGGUCCCAGGGAAAACUGGACGACAGCCAAGACAACAAAUUCCGUGCAAUCAACAACUCGUUCCCCGUUUUCGCUCUUUCACAAGACUUAGGAACGAUUAAAUCGACAUCAGAGCCUGUUGUUUGGAUGGUUGGGUACAGCAGAGACCCUGCUAUCAGGUACAUCGACCUCUCAAAUGUAGCUCAGGAUCGCAGCCUCUACUUUCAAUCGGCGUACUCCAGCCUCGACGAUGUCAUAUCCGCGUUUGCGACAGACUUCUCCAACGCUUGGGGGCGCGCAGAACAGCUUGACGCGCGACUGAUAUCCGCUGCGAAUGCUAUUUCGUCCGACUAUGCAGAUCUUCUGUCUAUUGCGGCAAGGCAGGUGUAUGGUGCGACGGAGCUGACGAUUGCAAAGGGCUCGGACGGGCAGUUCAACAAGUCAGACGUUAUGAUGUUCAUGAGGAACAUUGGCGGCGGUGACAUCAACCCUGUGGAAAUAUUAUACCAGGCGUUCCCCAUGUUCAUGUAUCUCGAUCCCACGCUGGGAGCUCCUUUGCUGGAACCUUUACUCCGAUUCCAAGAUUCAUCGAAGUACCAAAAUCCGUACGCCGCUCAAGACGUAGGUGCGAACUAUCCUAUAGCUCAGGGAGAUAGCGAUGGACACCCUCAGCGCGUGGAACAAACGGCAAACAUGAUCAUCAUGGCCGCCGCUCUAGCGCGCACCACUGGUGAUGGGUCGCUCAUAAACCGAUACUACCCCCUGUUCGUGAAGUGGACGGAUUUCUUGUCUAGUUCCACGCUGUUCCUUACCAGCGAAAGCUCUGCAGAUUUGGAUACUACUGCCAACCAGACAAACCUGGCCGUCAAGGGAAUCAUUGCGAUCAAGGCAAUGUCCGACCUCAGUUCUGCACUCGGACACGGCGACGAUGCAACCCGUUACGCCCAUCUAACUUCACCAGCCAGUGGCAUUCACUCGCGCUCAGUGCUGGAGGCUUGCCGUAUAUGCUCGGCUCAUAUGGUAACACCAGCUCCUUCUCGUUUGGCUAUAAUCUGUAUGCGGACAAAUGGCUCGGAACUAAUAUCGUCAACUCUUCCGUAUAUGAUGCCCAAACGAACAUCAUCAACCUCAAUUUGGGACAGACACAAUUCGGACUUCCCAUCGACAGCUCUAACACUCUGAAAGGACAAGCCGUCUCCAGUUGGAAUCUCUUUGAGGCAGCAUUCGUAACGGACACGGGAAUCAGAAAUCGGCUUAUUUCCAUGAUUCGUGCGCGCGCGUCUUUCAACGCGACGUUAGGCGCAUUCCCUGCCAUCUACGAUGCCAUCUCUGGAGCGGUCCACUCUGGCAUUGCUAGUCCUGCACAAGGAUCCAUGUUCGCCCCCUUGGCACUCAAUCUCGAAGCUAAGCUUGUGUCUAAGACCAUCCCAACUCAAACUUCUGGACCGGGACGGGUUUCAGCUGGCGCUAUUGCUGGCGGUGUCGUGGGCGGCAUCGUUCUCGUCACCGCUGUGAUCUUUGGGAUCGUUUAUUUCCUCCGUCGCAGACGAAACAAUCCACGAACUCAGCAUCGCAUCUCGCUUGAUGGAGCAUACGACAACGCGGCCCCCAUCCUUACUCCGUUCGAGAUGUCUCAGGCUAGCUACGGCGAGACCCGAGGACACAGGCCCAGGCCCUCAAAUCUAGAGAAUCUGGGAAGUCGCACGAGCUACGCCAUGGGUGAUGUCGACCAUGUCCCCUCUGUUCUAUCAGCAACAACCAUCUACAACCCAUAUUCCUCGGGUGUAGCGCCACUAGCGCCCUACACCGCCUCUGCGUCUACAUCUGGGCCGUCCGAGGGCUCGUCCACGAAUCCAGCUUCGCGUAAGCGCUCUGAGGCGCUUGGCCAGCGCACAGACUUGCCACCACCACCAAGCGCGAACUUGUACACUCGCGAAGACCCCUCUACGUCACGCGACGGGCUCAUCCCAGGAGGUCCGAGUACAGGUCAAGCGCUAGACGAAGAUACGCUGGAGCUGCGGACGCAGGUCGAGGUUCUGCGGAGAGAGAUGGAGAGUUUGCGGCAGGAGAGAGGGGAGCUGCCACCAAGGUAUGCUGAAUGAGGUCUCUCUCUGCUUGAUGUCAUGUUCUUUGGAAUUGUAUAGUAGUGUUUUGCAGGACCUUUCCUACUAUAAUUUCUUGGUUCUGAACCCUAGUGCUUUUGACGGCGGUGACAUGUAUCUAUAAGAAUUGGCGUCGAACAGUGUCUCUAUUAUUUUUGACCCUUCACAUUUCC